Etheostoma cragini (Arkansas darter) is the source of this 3372-nucleotide messenger RNA. It is a transcript of the gene ccdc66, whose product is annotated as coiled-coil domain containing 66. The record is from RefSeq and is a predicted model, not a curated record. The transcript has 21 exons. Gene Ontology annotation, cellular component: microtubule; cilium. Gene Ontology annotation, biological process: cilium assembly. NCBI's taxonomy places the organism in Eukaryota, Metazoa, Chordata, Actinopteri, Perciformes, Percidae. Gene Ontology annotation, molecular function: microtubule binding. The coding region runs from base 200 to 3013 and encodes 937 amino acids.
CAGCAACCAACUGACACAAUUUACCAACCAGGAACUGGUCGAACUGGCGUGUAACUGGCAAAGCGGUCAGAUCUCUUCAUACGUCCUUGGUCAAGAGCUGGACAGAAGCGUUUUGAUUACAUCAUAAAUUAUGUAUUAAUCGCAUGGUAAUGUCUUUAUAAAGUUGUCGUUAAACGUGUUGCCGUCGAUAUAUAUCGGCAUGAAUCUCGGAGAUGGCCUGCUGUUCGAACUUGAAAAUGGAAAACCCAAAUUGAUUUUACUCACUCAUGGCGGUGAGAAGACUCCAGCAAAGCUGUCCUUCAGGCCCAGAGCGGGUAGUGUCCUGGGCUCCAGACAGCCGUCCUGUGUGGAGGAGGUGCAUGGAGAGGAGCGUCCAGCCCGGCAGCAAGCGGGGAGGCAAAGAGAAACCAAGAGCAAGGCAGGAGGAGCAGCCGCCUCCUUCACCACCAACCCCGCCACCACCGGGGGAAGGAGCACCACUCUGACAUCAUCCAAGACACAUGAGCACAACAAAGGGGGCAGCGUCAAAGUUGUGGCCAAAGUGAAGUCAGACAGAUACAAACACAGCACUACUGUUGGAUCCCUGAGAACCAAUGGGAAACCAGGACAGGCUCAAGCCGGUGGAAAGGUGGAACUAAAAGACACGCUGGCCAGUGGGGACGUGGGACUGAAGGACAGUGUGGUGUGUCUGACCAAUGAGCAGCUGCAGCAGAUCCUUCACACAGUCCAGACCUCGAGCCAUGGCCAACACCCCCCAGACCACCACAGGACCCAGGGUAGAGGCAGUGAUGGUAAUAAUUACAGUGAUAGUGGCUACACUGCACAGCGGGAACAGACAACAAUCGUUUCAGCUCUACUACUUUGUAGAAUUUCCCUCUUUGUCAUUAUAAUGUACAACUUCAUGUCUUCUUCUCUGUUAGGGAAUCAAACUGACUCAAAGUCUGUCUCCUCAAUGAAUGGAGGAGGAGGAGGAGGAGGAGGAGGAGGAGGAGGAGAGAUGAAGGAGGAAGACAGAGGAGAAGGAACAGAUACAAUUGGAAGAUCACAGAAUAAAGACAACAGGAUGUCUGGAUGUCCGUUCAGCUGGCUGGAGGACAGGCAGUCGGACAAGAGAGCAGCCAUCGAAGCCAAGAAGGCUCAGUGGAGGAGAGAGCUAGAUGAACAAGUGGCACUGAAGCAGCAGCAGCAGCGUUCGGCUCCCGGCAGACUCCAGGCGGAGGAGGACACAGAGAGUGUGUUCUCAGUUCAGAGCUCCGUCAGCUACAGAGAUCAGCCUGCAGCCAUCAGAUCGAGCCUCAGACUCGGGGAGGUCACCCCGAUGGAGGAGGUGCUGACUGUCGAGAGGAGAGAGGAGCAGAGGAGACGCUGGCUGGAGGACCUGGACAGACAGAGAGAGGAGAUGAGUGAACGCAGGAAACAAGAGAAACUGCUGCAGAGCCAGAAAGAGGACCAUGAGCUCUGGGCUACACACUUUGACUCAAUGCAGAGACGGCCUCCUUCCCAGACUGCAGCGCCUUCAGCUCCGUCAGCUCCACCUCCAGCCCCAUCCAAUGGCUCUGAGCAAGGGGAGUGGGAGCCCUCGUCCAGCCUGUCCCUGGUCUGGGAGGCCACAAGCAGCUGUGGAGCAGAGAGUGUGGGCGGAGCCAGCUUAGACACAACCAGUGGAUACCCAACCAGACCCAGCUAUCUGAGGACCAUGACCGCCCUGCUGGACCCCGCUCAGAUAGAAGAAAGAGAGAGGAGGAGGCUUAAACAGCUGGAGCAGCAGCAAGCGAUCGAGGCACAGGUGGAGGAGCGGCGGCGGCGGAGGGAGCAAGAGGAGGCGAGGAGGAGAGAGUUGGAGGAAGAGGAAGAGAGGAGGGUGGCGCUGGAGAGGGAGAUGCUGGAGAGACGGCACGACCUGGACACACGGUGGGAGAAGCAGAAGUCGAGCCCCCUGGCAGCGCAGCCAAAGAAAGACGACGUCCAGAGACAGCAGGAGACGCAGCAGCCCAGCACAGUUACCAGGCAGGGUGAGUGUUUGGAGGAGGAGGAGGAGGAGGAGGAGGAGGAGGAGGAGGAGGAGGAAGUCAACCGUUACAAAGACUCAGCUGUACAGACAGAAGCAGCUCCCACUCUCCCGCUCAGAUCAGACAGCGUUCAGACCCCUGACGUCUCUGCACAGUACCAGCCGCCCCCUCCUCUGUCCGCUGCUCCUCCAAACUGCAGGAACCCAGCGGUGAGAGCCGGCAAGGAGAACAUCUGUCUGCCAGGAGGAGGUGGAGACCCAUAUCAGGCAUUUGCCAGGACAGAUAGGAGCAGGAGAGACAAGAGGAGGCCGGAGUGGAACACACACAGGCCCAGCCGUCAGUUCGUUCCAGCCUCGGAGCGUUACCCCGCCACUCUGCAGAGGAACAGACAGGAGAGUCGACAGAGGAGGCAGGCCGAGCUCCUCGCUCUGCAGGAGAGGGCCUGUCUGUCCAGGACCGACCCUCCUCCUCCUCCUCAGCACCAGGAGCCUGGUCUCUCCUCCAACCCCUCACAGACCAGAACCAGUCCCACCAGGAAGGUGGAGAGUGUUUCCAGAGAACACGGCAUCUCUGCAGCCAUCAACACUGAAAGGGGGCGCUCUCCUCCCGUCCCUGCUGUCAGACACAGGGUUCAGAGUCAGCAGGCACCCCCCACCCUCACCCUCACCCUCACCCCCACCCCCACCCCUCCAGGCCUGGAGUUCAUCCCUUACAUCCGGACUGAUGAAGUCUUCAACCUGGAUCCACUGGAUCCUGCUGACACCCCCCCACCGCACACACACACAGAACAUCCUCCUCAGAGAGCAGCAUCUCCUCAUCGACUCCUCCACCCGGACCGGCUCCAUAACACUCACACACACCGACAGCAGGAGAUCCUCAGAGGCCUGGCCCAGCUACGGCAGGGUUUGUUACAGAAGCAGAGGGAGUUGGAGACGGACCUGAAUCCUCUACUGAAGCGCCAUGACAACGAGCACCGGCCGCACUUGGCAACGCACCGCAUGUGACCGCGGCCUCUCGAGACCAUGCUUGUGAUUCCACCAACCGCGACGCAGCACGCUCACGGGACGAGCCAGGUGUGUUUCUCAACGGAGCCGCGAGGCGUUCACUGACCGAGCAGGGACUAAAUCCGGUCAACUCAUCCGGUCAACUCUCUAAGUAAAGACGCUGUACAGACUCCCGAUUUCUAGAUCACAUCCCUUCACUGUCUUAAAAACAAAAACACGGCCACGGAGUCGUUGAUCCGUGUCGUUCAUAACUGGACUAAAUGGAAGAAACCGUUUCACUAUGUAGGCUACUUUCUCCGUUUAGAAACACAAGUAUCCAAGAAAAAUCAUCAAAACAAUGAAAUCUGCGAGUUGAGCUG